This is a messenger RNA of Musa acuminata subsp. malaccensis (wild Malaysian banana), 2058 nucleotides long. Its product is annotated as transcription factor RF2a-like. Gene Ontology annotation, biological process: regulation of DNA-templated transcription. The record is from RefSeq and is a predicted model, not a curated record. Gene Ontology annotation, molecular function: DNA-binding transcription factor activity. Gene Ontology annotation, cellular component: nucleus. Lineage: Eukaryota; Viridiplantae; Streptophyta; Magnoliopsida; Zingiberales; Musaceae.
UCGACAAUUUGGAGGAUGCUUUGCUCGCUCGCGGAGUUCUUCUUUCCAUCGAGCCUUCAAUCUAUAUAUCUAUUCCCCUCAUCGGAGGAACCGUAAGCGAAGCUUCUCCCGAUCUGUUCAUCAAUUCCUUGCGAAGAGGAAACCACGGCGAAGGUUUUGAUCUGUUCCAUGAGAAAAAUAAGUGAUCUUUGCGUCCGUUCGUUCAUUCCUUCCUAUCUCCUCUCUUCUCCCAAUCCAUAAAUUGUUCCCGCGCCUUCCAUCACCGAUCCAGAUUCGCGGUUGCGUUGGAGAUUUGUGCCUGUUCUUGUUGCAUUGGAUCGUUCUUUUGGUAUCAGCUUGAAAGCCGCCACCUUUUGUGCCAUCUAGACUCCCCAGAUCUGCGACCCAUCCCCACGGCUCGUCUUCGCGGAAAAGAUCGCACUUUUGAUUCGAUCUCUUCUUCUUUUUUUCCUCGUAGAUUAUUGAUCAGAUUUUUGGACGAGUCCGCAAAUUAGGAAGGACAUUUCUUUGAUUUCGAAGAGCCACAGAUCUUUGAUCGCCGGGGUUGUGUUUCUAACUUGGUUCUCGAGAUUUGCAUUGGUUUCUUGAAGAAAGGCGGUACCUUUGCUAUGGACAAGUCGCCAGUUCCUGAUGGAGGCGGAGACGGAGGCAAUGGUGUCGGUUUACCGCCCCAUUCAUCCAGAUACCCCGCCUCUGGCUCGCCCACGGCCUCUUCUUCUUCUCAGCCACCUUCGGAUUCUGAUCAUUUCGGUCACCCGGCACCAUCCGAGGGCAGGCUGUUCAGCCACGAUGUCAGCCGGAUGCCUGAUUUCCCUCCAAGAAAUCCCGGCCAUCGUCGAGCCCACUCGGAGAUCCUUAGCCUUCCGGACGAUAUUAGCUUCGACAGCGACCUCGGUGUCGUGGGGUCGCACGAUGGGCCGUCAUUGUCCGAUGAGGCCGAGGAGGACCUCGUCUCCAUGUACAUGGAUGGUGAAAAGUUCGGGUCUGUUGCUGCCACUGCUGGUCUGUCCAACGGUGAGUCUUCACGGUCUGCAUUGUCUCCUGUUCAGGCUCCUCCUCAGGGUGAGAUUGCGGCCUCGGGUUCUAGUGAAAAGCUCAGGAUAAGGCAUCACCAUAGCCAAUCUCUGGAUGGCUCUACUGCAAUCAAAUCAGAGCUACUGAUGUCUGGUGGCGAAGGGCCAUCAACUGCGGAGGCGAAGAAGGCUAUGUCAGCUGCAAAACUCGCCGAACUGGCUCUUGUUGAUCCAAAGCGCGCAAAGAGGAUUUUGGCAAACAGGCAAUCGGCUGCAAGAUCAAAAGAGAGGAAGAUGCGAUAUAUCGCAGAGCUCGAGCGACAGGUGCAUACUUUCCAAACUGAAGCAACAACAUUGUCUGCUCAACUGACAAUGCUGCAGAGAGAUAACAAUGGCCUGACUGCUGAAAAUAGUGAGCUGAAACUGCGAUUGCAGACGAUGGAGCAGCAGGUUCACUUGCAAGAUGCACUGAAUGAGGCACUGAGAGAAGAGGUUCAGCACCUGAAGUUGGCCACAGGUCAGAUGUUGCCGAAUGGUGGACCGAUGAUGAAUCUUGUUUCAUCUCCACUCGGAGCAAACCAUCAAUUUUACCACCACAAUCAAGCGAUGCAGUCCCUCCUGGCGGCACACCAACUUCAGCGGCUCCACAUCCAAGCUCAACAUCCGCAACAGCUACCGUCACAUCAGAAUCAACAGCAACGGCAGCUGCAGCAGCAUCCAGCUCAGCUGCUGCACCAACAUCCAGCUCAGCUGCUACAGCAGCAGCAGCAGCAGCUGCUGCUGCCUCAUCUCCCUGGCAGCGAUAGCAGCAGCAACCAUCUGCAAACCUGAGAAUGAAUGGACAGUCCAUUUUCCAGUCAAUUAGAGAUACCGAAAUCUUGAUCUUGUUACUUAUAGAGUUGAAAUCUUGGGCUACCGAAAUCUUGAGCUACAAUGAACAUAGUUACCUAUUGUAGUCAGUUCUCUGGAUUGGAAUGCAAGCUAUGUAGUGUGGCUCUCACCAAUUGUUCUUCAGAAUCUGAAUGAAGAGUGGUGCUUUGGUCUA